Molecule: messenger RNA, 1979 nt
Organism: Dicentrarchus labrax (European seabass)
Lineage: Eukaryota; Metazoa; Chordata; Actinopteri; Moronidae
Product: probable G-protein coupled receptor 132
Exons: 3
Coding region: 488-1492 (334 amino acids)
Biological process (GO): G protein-coupled receptor signaling pathway
Cellular component (GO): membrane
Molecular function (GO): G protein-coupled receptor activity
Source: RefSeq, a predicted model, not a curated record
UGUAUGUUUUUGUUCUGGGCCAGAAAGGCGUUCUCCUGCCUCAGGAUGUUGCUUUUAAAGCUGAAGAAGUGGGUUUCCUGUGGAGGAAACGAUCACAGAAUAGACAAGGCUUGUUCGAGACACCGUGUUCCCAACAUUUCUUGAGUACAGGUCACCCAGCUGCAGAGCAGGCAGCACACAGGCUUUUGUGGAACAAAGUCGCUCUCACCGCCUUAAGAGGUGUUUGUUUCUCCUGAUGGACCCUGGAUGCUUUGAAGACUGGUUGACUGGCAGCACCAAAUCUGAGCCUACUGUUUUCCACAGGAGAAUGCACUGAUGAAUAUUUCACAAUGGACAAAUGACAAGUGGAUGUGUCAAACUGAUAACAGCUAGGACUUGUUACCUUUUCUUGUACUUUGAGUGUAUGAAUGGGUUUUUCUACACCAACUCUUCAUCCUGAGCAAGUUCACCUCUAGUUUCCCAUGUAAGGCUGUUGACCAAAAGAGACAUGUCCAAUGACAGCUGCAACCUACCCUUGGACACGGACACAUUUGGCCUGACGUGCAUCUAUGGGCUGAUCUUCUCUUUGGGUCUCCCCAGCAACCUUCUGUCUCUCUGGGGAUUGUACCACCUGGGCCGCUCAGGUGGGGGAGGCUGCCAGCUGGUCUACAUCCUAAACCUGCUGCUGUCAGACCUCCUCCAGCUACUCACCUUGCCGCUGUGGAUACUUUAUCUUCAAGGUGCGCACCGCUGGCCCUAUGGCCAACUAACCUGCGAGCUGGUGGGCUACGUGUUUUAUGUAAAUGUCUACGCCAGUGUCAUGUUCCUGUGCCUGAUAGCGCUAGACCGCUGCCUAGCCAUCGUGUACCCGCUGAGCAGCCGCAGCGUGCGGACUGUCAAGGUGGCAGCUCUGUCCGGUGUUGCAGUUUGGACACUCACCUUUCUGUUCUGCCUGAGUGGUUUGCUUCCUUCAGUGUUUGACUCUGACAGACUGCUGUGUCUCGAGCAGUACCCCGUCAGCCCUAGAUACGCCCACUUCAAGAUCACUACCGUGGCCCUCGGCUUUCUGCUGCCAUGUACCAUACUAGGCUACACCUCAGCCCACAUUGGGGUGACACUCCGACGAUCUCCGUCCCUCUCUGACCACGAGCGGCACAAAAUCGUGGGCAUCCUAGUCGUGAUCACUGUCAACUUCAUCGUUGUGUUCGGACCCUAUCACCUCGUGGGCGGGUACAGAUUUGUGUCCUUGCUGCUGACUGAUGAGCCGUGUGGACUGGAGCGUUCAAUUUUCCUCAUCUAUCGACUGUGCUACGGUCUGACCAGCCUCAACACCCUGCUGGAUCCCCUCUUCUACAUCUUUCUAUGCCCUGAUGCCCGACUAGAGCUGCAAAGGUCCCUGCCCUGUUUGGGAAGGGGUCAAAACACUUGCAAAAAGAUCACCCUCAGUACCAGAUCUCACCCCAACAGGCAGAGGGAGAGUGAAACUGGACACAAUAAUCUUCUAGCAGUAUAACUUGGAUUUGACCACAGACCUGACUCCUAAUAUUUAGUCAAGGCACUUGUGCCAUCCAGUGGAAAUGUGCAUGUACAGUUGCUGUGCCAUGUGAGUUUCAUCUCUAAGUAAAUCAAUUUGUGUUUCAAACAUUAUUCCACUAGUUGACUUUUUAGUUUCUCAUGAUGAUAUAAAUACUGCUUCAGAGAAGGGCGGAAAUAGAAACAUUUGUGUGUAGCACACAGUGUAAAGACUUUAACUGUUGCUUACAUGAAAUCAACACUAUAUCAUGGAGUAGAAAUAUGGAAAUGUCAUUUUCUGUUCUGUGAUUCAAAUGAAGCCAAGUGAAAUCCAAUUUAUCUAAUUCAUCUAUUUACUACAUGUGUUUUGUAUGUAUGUUUUUGAAGAGUGUGACCAGUGUAUGAAAAUGAGCCCCUGUGGACAUUUCACAGUCAAACUGUUUUUUACUGUUAUGUUUACAAUGAUGAUUAAAACUCCUGUUUAAUCA